This is a messenger RNA of Chiloscyllium plagiosum (whitespotted bambooshark), 9909 nucleotides long. NCBI's taxonomy places the organism in Eukaryota, Metazoa, Chordata, Chondrichthyes, Orectolobiformes, Hemiscylliidae. The record is from RefSeq and is a predicted model, not a curated record.
GCGCGGCGGGUGACGGUUGGAGGGAAGGAGCGAACAGUGAACGGCUGCGGCGUGAGCUGUUACACAGCCCAGUCUCGCACGGCACCAACUACAUGCAGGCGAGUGGCUGCGGCAAGCUCGGGGGCCAAGACUUAUAUCUAUAUAUUUAUAUAAGAGAAAAAUAUACAUUAGUUUUUUAAAUAUAAAAGUCCACUCGGUAUGUCUUUCCCCCCUCUCUGCCGUUCAACUGGAUCUCAACUAAAAGUCUGAACUUGGAUUUCUUUUUUAUCUUCAUCUCCAACGCUCCCCAGUUUUCUUUUUCUUUUGAAGAGAUUUAAUUUUUUUGGCUUGCCUCUCGAAAUUGAGAGGUGCCACUGCAAUUGUGUCCUGUGUUUGCGCCCCCACCUCCCCCCCUGCCACCAACUUCUCUAUCUCCUGUCUGCCUUGGAGCACCGAGUAUUUGGCUGAGACGGGAGGGAGUCCAGCCCCGGCUACACUAUGUGGAUACGGUGGCUGCUGAAACUUUCCGUGGGAUUUACAACUUUCUUAUCUGUUGCGGUGCAGACAGGCGUAGGUGCGGCGCAGCAGAAUCCCAAUGCUGAUAAAUAUAAUAACAACAGCAACCAGAAGACUGCAAAUAGGUUAAGACGACGAGGCGGAUCAAGCCAGGACGUACUGAAAGGGCCAAAUGUUUGUGGGUCACGGUUCCAUUCAUACUGCUGCCCGGGUUGGAAAACGUUACCUGGUGGAAACCAAUGCAUUGUCCCAAUUUGCAGGAACUCAUGUGGUGACGGCUUUUGUUCACGACCAAACAUAUGCACAUGCCCAAAUGGUCAGAUAGCGCCAACAUGUGGUUCAAAAUCAGUCCAACAGUGUAACAUUCGAUGCAUGAAUGGUGGCUCCUGUGCUGAGGAUCACUGCAUUUGUCAGAAAGGAUAUAUUGGGACUCACUGUGGACAGCCUACCUGUGAGAAUGGCUGUUUAAACAAUGGAAGAUGUGUUGCUCCCAAUCGAUGUGCCUGUACUUAUGGAUUUACAGGAGCACAGUGUGAACGAGAUUACAGAACUGGACCAUGUUUCACAUCAGUAGAAAAACAGAUGUGCCAAGGACAAUUGACUGGCAUUGUCUGUACCAAAAUCCUUUGUUGUGCAACAGUUGGACGAGCCUGGGGGCAUCCAUGUGAGAUGUGUCCCGCCCAACCACAACCAUGUCGUCGUGGUUUUAUUCCAAAUAUUAAAACAGGAGCUUGUCAAGAUGUCGAUGAAUGUCAAGCUAUUCCAGGAAGCUGUAGUGGAGGAAAUUGUAUAAAUACCGUAGGCUCCUUUGAAUGCAAAUGCCCAGCUGGACAUAGAUUUAGUGAAGUGACUCAAAAAUGUGAAGAUGUUGACGAGUGCAGUACUAUUCCUGGUAUAUGCCAUGGAGGUGAAUGCUCAAACACAAUUGGAAGUUACUUUUGCAAGUGUCAUCAUGGCUACCACCCUGCUGGAGAUGGUUCAAGAUGCAUUGAUGCACGUCCUGGAAUUUGCUAUUUUGACCUGGUUAAUGGUCGUUGUGCCAAAGAAAAUUCAAGACCUUUCAACAAAUUGGAGUGUUGCUGUGACACGGGUCGGUGUUGGUCAGCUGGUGUAAUUCCUGAAAUGUGUGCAAUGCGUGGAACUGAUGAAUAUAUCAAGUUGUGCAUUGAAAGUUCUUGGACAGAUGGUAGACUUAGACCCAGGCCUGACGGCGGUCUCCGGCCUGACGGCGGUCUCCGGCCUGACGGCGGUCUCCGGCCUGACGGCGGUCUCCGGCCUGACAGUGGUCUCCGGCCUGAUGGCAGACCUGACUAUUGGACUAAUGGGGGUCGUCCUCACCUUGGACCAAGGCCUUUAAAUGUAACUGAUUAUUGCCAGAUUUAUAGAAACCUCUGUUUAUAUGGACAAUGCAUUCCACUUCAAGGACCUAGUUAUCGCUGCGAAUGUUAUAUGGGUUAUAAACUUGAUGCAAGAGGAGAAUGUGUUGAUGCUGAUGAAUGUAUAAGCAAUCCCUGUAUGCAUGGAAAAUGUGAGAACACACAAGGCUCUUACUUUUGCCGUUGUGAUCCUGGCUUUCAAAGCACUGCUACUAAGAUUACUUGUGUGGAUAUUGACGAGUGUGUUCAGAAUGGUCAAAUCUGUAAAUAUGGACGUUGUGUGAAUACAGAAGGCAGUUUCCAGUGUAUUUGUAAUGCUGGAUUUCAGCUGACACCAGAUGGUAAAAAUUGCAUGGACCAGGAUGAAUGUUCCCAGAAAAACAUGUGUAUGAAUGGAAUGUGCAUCAAUGAAGAUGGCAGCUUCAAGUGCAUCUGCAAACCUGGCUUUGAGUUAGCUUCUCAUGGACGCGUAUGCAUUGACAUUGAUGAGUGCCACACACCAGGAAUUUGUAUGAAUGGGCGGUGUGUGAACACAGAUGGCUCCUACAGGUGCGAAUGUCCUCCUGGCCUAGCUAUUGGACUUGAUGGACGAGUCUGUGUUGAUACUCAUAUGAGAAGCACCUGCUAUGGUGGUUACAAGAGAGGCCAGUGUGAUCGCCCAUUACCAGGAGCCUUCACCAAAUCUCACUGUUGUUGUGCCAAUACUGAUCACGCCUUUGGAGAGCCUUGUCAACCUUGUCCAGCAAUAAAUUCUGCUGAAUAUCAUGCACUUUGCAGCAGUGGACCUGGUAUGACAAGUGACGGGAGAGACAUCAAUGAAUGUGCAUUGGAUCCUGAUAUUUGUCCUAAUGGAGUGUGCGAGAACACUCGUGGCAGUUACCGAUGUGUUUGCAAUUCUGGUUAUGAAGUUGAUAUAUCUGGGAAAAAGUGUGAAGAUAUCGAUGAAUGUUUUAUUAAUAGUCUGUUAUGUGACAAUGGUCUCUGCAGAAACACACCUGGGAGUUUUACUUGUUCCUGCCCGAAGGGAUAUGUAUUUAAACCUGAAUCUGAAACAUGUGAAGAUGUAAAUGAAUGCGAGACCAAUCCUUGCAUUAAUGGAGAUUGUAAGAACGUACCCGGCAGCUAUUCUUGUCAAUGUUUUCCAGGAAGUACUCUUGACACAUCAAGAACUCGGUGCAUAGAAACAGUUAAGGGUACAUGCUGGUUGCAACACAUUGGUGGACAAUGCGAAAUAAACAUCAAUGGUGCCACACUGAAAUCAGAAUGCUGCUCAACAUUGGGUGCUGCUUGGGGAAGUCCAUGUAUUCCUUGUAAAAUAGACAGCAUCUGCCCUAGAGGAUACACAAGAGUUAAUGGAACAAUCUGUGAGGAUGUAAAUGAGUGUAAAGUCUUCCCUGGCGUGUGCACCAAUGCUGAUUGUGUGAAUACACCUGGAUCAUUUAAGUGCGUUUGUUCUAAUGGUAUGACCUUGGACAGUAGUGGACGAACAUGUGUUGAUAUUCGUUUGGAGCACUGCUAUUUGAAAUAUGAUGAAGAUGAAUGCGUACAACCUUUAGAAAUCCGAUUACGCAUUGAUGCUUGCUGCUGUUCUAUCGGUGCUGCUUGGGGACCAGACUGCGAGAGAUGUCCCAAAAAAGGCACAAGUGACUACAAAGCUCUUUGUCCACGAGGAUCAGGAUUUUCUACCAGAGGAGAGCCCAAUGGGAAACCGUUGGUAAAAGAUAUCAAUGAAUGCAGGACCAUCCCAGGUAUCUGCAGCAAUGGGAAGUGCAGAAACACCAUUGGGAGCUUUAGAUGUAAAUGUAAUAGUGGCUUCACCCUUGAUUCAGAAGAGAGAAACUGUACAGAUAUUAAUGAGUGUCGUAUCUCCCCUGAUUUAUGUGGUCCUGGAACUUGUGUUAACACACCUGGAAGUUUUGAUUGCGAAUGCUUUGAAGGAUAUGAAAGUGGAUUUAUGAUGAUGAAAAUCUGCAUGGAUAUUAAUGAAUGUGAACAAAAUCCUCUUCUGUGUCGUGGUGGUACCUGUGAGAACACAGAUGGAAGUUUCAAGUGUGUCUGUCCUCGUGGCCAUGAAGUGUCUGUAGAUGGAACGUCAUGUGUAGAUAUUAAUGAAUGUGAGUUGAGCGACAACCUUUGUAAAAAUGGACGUUGUGUCAACAUGAUUGGACAGUACCAGUGUGCUUGUAAUACUGGAUAUCAAGCAACACCUGACAAACAAGGUUGUGUUGACAUCGAUGAAUGUACAAUCAUGAAUGGAGGAUGUGAGACUUAUUGCACAAAUUUUGAUGGCAGUUAUGAGUGCAGCUGUCGGAGUGGCUAUGCAUUGCUCCCAGACCAACGAUCUUGUACAGAUAUUGACGAAUGUGAGGAUAAUCCUGAUAUUUGUGAUGGAGGACAGUGUGCCAAUGUACCUGGAGAAUAUCGAUGUCUCUGCUAUGAUGGAUUCAUGGCUUCUGAGGAUAUGAGGACCUGUCUAGAUGUCAAUGAAUGUGAACUUAAUCCAAAUAUAUGUCUUAGUGGCACUUGUGAGAACACCAAAGGAUCAUUCAUUUGUCACUGUGAGCUAGGCUACUCUGUGAAGAAAGGAACAACUGGUUGUACAGAUAUUAAUGAAUGUGAGAUCAGUGCACAUAAUUGUGACAAGUUUGCUAUAUGUACCAAUACACCAGGAAGCUUUAAAUGUGCCUGUGCAGAUGGCUGGUCAGGAGAUGGCAUCAAAUGUUCUGAUGUGGAUGAGUGUUCAAAUGGAACCCAUAAGUGCAGCCCCACUGCUGAAUGCAUGAACACGGAUGGCUCAUAUCGAUGUACAUGUAAAGAGGGUUACAAAGGAGAUGGCAUGUUUUGUACCGACAUUGAUGAAUGUGCUGAAAAUGUGAACUUUUGUGAGAAUGGCCAUUGCUUAAAUACGCCUGGGGGUUACCGUUGUGAAUGUGACAUGGGCUUCACGCCAACUGUGGAUGGCAGGGCAUGUCAAGAUCCUCGCUUGGGCAGGUGCUUCUUGGAAUAUUCAUUGCGUGGAGAUAACACCCUUUCUUGCAGCAAUGAGAUUGGAGUGGGAGUUUCAAGAGCAUCUUGUUGCUGUUCUUUGGGCAGAGCCUGGGGGUUUCCAUGCGAACUGUGUCCUUCUAUCAAUUCAUCGGAAUACAGAACUCUUUGUCCUGGAGGAGAAGGCUUUCGUCCUAAUCCCAUCACAGUUAUUUUGGAGGAUAUUGAUGAAUGUAAGGAAUUACCUGGACUGUGUCAAGGCGGAACAUGCGUCAACACUUUUGGAAGCUUCCAGUGUGAAUGUCCACGUGGUUUCUAUUUGAAUGAAGAAACCAGAGUAUGUGAAGAUGUUAAUGAGUGCAGUGCUUCACCUGGCAUUUGUGGCCCUGGUACCUGUUUCAACACGGUAGGAAAUUAUACCUGCAUCUGUCCACCAGAUUAUAUGCAGGUUAAUGGUGGAAACAACUGUAUGGACAAUAGGAAGAGCUUCUGCUUCAAAUAUUUUGACCGAGAAAAUGGUACCUGUAAUGGCGAGCUGGCCUUUAAUAUGACAAAGAAGCUGUGUUGCUGUUCAUACAUGAUUGGAAAAGCUUGGAACAGACCAUGUGAGCAGUGUCCACUUCCUGUCACAGAUGACUUUCUGUUCCUUUGCGGCAGUCGAAGGCCUGGGUAUAUUAUUGAUAUAAGCGGACAGGCAGUUGACAUUGACGAAUGCCAUUGGAUUCCUGGUAUUUGUGCAAAUGGUGUGUGCAUUAAUCAACUUGGAAGCUUCCGUUGUGAAUGUCCCAUGGGAUUUCAAUAUAACGAUCAACUGAUCAGCUGUGAAGAUAUGGAUGAAUGUCAGAAUGGCCCCCUUUGUCAACAGAACGCUAAUUGUAUUAACACUCCUGGGAGCUAUCGUUGCGAAUGUUUGCCAGGUUACCGUCUCACAAUAGCAGGACAUUGUAUUGAUCGUAAUGAAUGUCAUGAUAUCCCCAAUGUUUGCAGUCAUGGUCAAUGUACUGACACUGUAGGAAGCUACUACUGCACAUGUCGCAAUGGCUUCAAAGCAACACCAGAUAAAACAAUGUGUAUGGAUAUUGAUGAAUGUGAAAGGCAGCCAUGUGGCAAUGGGACCUGUAAGAACACAGUAGGUUCCUAUAGUUGUUUGUGCUUUCCUGGAUUCAUGCUAUCACAUAACAAUGACUGCAUUGAUAUCGAUGAGUGCACUACCAUGAAUGGUGCUUUGUGUAGAAAUGGACAAUGCAUCAAUACUAUUGGAACAUUCCAGUGCUUCUGCAAUGAAGGUUAUGAACUGACAGCUGAUAGAAGAAGUUGUGUUGAUAUCAAUGAAUGCUUGACUGUGCCUCGCCCUUGUACACCAGGCACCUGUCAAAACCUGGAUGGUUCUUACAGAUGUAUCUGCCCUCCUGGAUACUCACUGAUUGAUGAUAAAUGCAUUGAUAUCGAUGAAUGCGCAUCAGACCCUGGGUUGUGUGUGUCUGGUACAUGUACUAAUACUGAAGGAAGCUACGAGUGUAUCUGUCCACCAGGAUCAAUUCUGUCAGGUGGAAGAAGAUGCAUCGAUAUCAGAGAGAGUUAUUGCUUCUCUAAAUUUGAGAAUGGUGUCUGCUCUGCACCCAAGUUCAAGAACAUCACAAAGGCAACAUGUUGUUGCAGUUUAAUGCCAGGAGAAGGAUGGGGUGUCCCAUGUGAGAUUUGUCCCAAAAGCACAGAGGAAGCAUUUGGAAAACUGUGCCCCGGUGGCUUAAUUGGAACUAGAAUUGAUGUGGAUGGAUCACAUGUAGAUACUGAUGAAUGUGCCAUAGACCCAGGAAUGUGUAAAAAUGGGCAGUGCAUCAACACUGAUGGUUCUUUCCGCUGCGAAUGCCCAUUUGGCUUCAGUAUCGAUUAUACUGGAAUCAACUGUGAAGACACAAAUGAAUGCUCUGUUGGUAAUCCCUGUGGCAAUGGGACGUGUACUAAUGUGAUUGGAGGAUUUGAGUGUGCAUGUGAAGAAGGUUUUGAACCAGGACCGAUGAUUACUUGUGAAGACAUCAAUGAAUGUGCACAAAAUCCUUUACUCUGUGCAUUCCGAUGUGUUAAUACCAUUGGAGGAUAUGAAUGUACAUGUCCUGCUGGCUAUGUUCUAAGAGAAGAUGGGAAGAUGUGCCGAGAUCAGAAUGAAUGUGAGGAACAACUUGAUGGUUGUGCAUCAAGAGGAAUGAUUUGCAAGAACCUGAUUGGAACUUUCAUGUGUAUCUGCCCACCUGGAUUAGUGCGUGCGCCAGAUGGUGAAGGGUGUAUUGAUGAAAAUGAAUGUCGCACCAAACCUGGCAUUUGUCAAAAUGGCCGGUGCAUUAAUACCCCUGGUAGUUACAAGUGUGAUUGCAAUGAAGGAUUCACAGCAAGUUCCACACAGACUGAAUGUAUUGACAACCGUAAAGGUUUUUGUUUCUCCGAAGUACUUCAGACUAUGUGUCAGAUGGCCUCCAGUAGUCGACGUCUUGUUACAAAAUCAGAAUGCUGCUGUGAUGGUGGACGUGGCUGGGGUGCACAAUGUGAAAUCUGCCCUUUGCCAGGAACAGGACCCUAUAAAAAACUAUGUCCACUUGGACCUGGUUACACCACAGAUGGAAAAGAUAUUGAUGAAUGUCAAGUUCUUGCAAACCUGUGUCUGAACGGACAAUGUAUUAAUACUGUGGGAUCAUAUCGAUGUCUGUGCAAGACUGGUUACACCACCGAUCUGUCUGGCGUAUCUUGUGUAGAUCUUGAUGAAUGUGUCCAGGCACCGAAACCUUGUAAUUUCAUCUGCAAGAAUACAGAAGGAAGUUACCAAUGUGCAUGUCCUAGAGGAUAUUUGUUGCAGGAGAAUGGAAAAAGUUGCAAAGAUCUGGAUGAAUGCGCUACAAAGCAGCACAAUUGCCAGUUCCUUUGUGUUAACACGAUAGGUGGAUUUACUUGCAAGUGUCCUCCAGGAUUCACACAGCAUCAUACAGCAUGUAUUGAUAACAAUGAAUGUAUUUCUGAAACUAAUGUUUGUGGAGCUAAAGGCGUGUGCCAGAAUAUCCCAGGCAGCUUUCUCUGUGAAUGCCAGCGUGGAUUUUUGCUGGAUCAAACUGGCCACAGCUGUGAAGAUAUUGAUGAAUGUGAAGGAAGCCAUCGUUGCCAGCAUGGCUGUCAGAACCUGAUUGGUGGAUAUCGAUGCAGCUGUCCACAUGGUUAUCUGCAGCACUAUCAAUGGAAUCAAUGUGUUGAUGAAAAUGAAUGCAUGAAUUCUCAGGUUUGCGGAGGAGCUUCAUGCCACAAUACACUGGGAAGCUACAAGUGUCUUUGUCCAACAGGUUUUUCUUUUGAGCAGCUGACUGGGUCUUGUCAUGACGUUAAUGAAUGUUCUUCGUCCAAAAAUCCAUGCAACUAUGGCUGUUCAAACACUGAUGGAGGUUACUUGUGUGGCUGCCCACCUGGAUAUUACAGAGUUGGUCAAGGGCAUUGCGUUUCUGGAGUCGGAUUCAGCAAAGGCCAGAUGUUUCCAAUAGGAGGUGACACAGAGGACAAUAGUCUGUCACCUGAGGCGUGUUAUGAUUGCAAAAUUAAUGGCUACCCAAAAGGAAGAACCCGAAGAACAACAAAUGAAAAAGAAGCUAUAAUUUCAAAUGAUGCAGAGGAGAAAGAUGCAGACAGUUUGCAAAUGAGCCUUGCCAGUUUAAGUACAGAUAAUCCAUUUAUCUUCAAUCUCAACAUUUCUGAACUCAGCAAUAAGGACCACAUCUUGCAGUUUGUUCCAGCUAUUUCUACCUUGACAAAUCAUGUACGUUACUUGAUUGACCUUGGCAAUGAAAAAGGUCUCUUCAAAAUUAACCAAAAGGAUGGUAUAAGCUAUCUACAUCUGACCAAGAAGAAGCCACUUCCCGGAGCCUACUCAUUAGAAAUAAGCAGUGUGCCCCUCUUUAAAAAGAAGGAACUUGAUCGUCUUGAAGAUAAGCAUGAUAAAGACUACCUCACUGGUGAACUUGGUGGAAUCCUCCAAAUGAAAAUUCAGAUUGUGCUUCAUUAAUACUGAAAAAGAAGAUCACACUGCUUCAGCCAAAAGACGGACUCUUCUAUUGCCAAACAGAUUCUACAUAUCAUGGAUACAAUCUCUUAUUAAUUGUAAUAUGACUGAGCACUGCUUACAUCUAAUGUUAGAAAAGUCAGGAUGCAUACCAUAGCUCGAAACCACUUACUCAGGCUUUGUAUAAAUGCAGCGCUGCUAUUUCAGUAAGACUAGCUUUAGAUGUUGUAUAAUGAUAUGUUGAAUCUUGAAAAACACAGAUAUGAACGUUCCAAUCCAUUUGUUGGACCACUGAUGCUAAGAAUUUCCACUGAUUUUUAGCAGAGCAAUAACAUCAUUCUCUGCAUUGAAAGACAUUUCUUUUAUUGAUCUUUUAAGUUUUACUUUUCAAGUUACGUUUCACUAGAACAAACAUUUAUAUAUGUACCUGGUGCUAGUAACAUGUCAACCUAGAUUGUGACUGCACUGUAAUAUUUUACAAACUUGGUAGCCAAAAAUGCAAUUACUCAGUCUAAGUAUUACCAGAUUGUUUGUUCCAUUACUUAACAAAGAACCAAAGUUAGUCCAGUAGCUUAACUCAGUUAUGCAUUUUUCACUCAUGUAAAUUAAGUGUGUGUAUACUGCAACCAUGCUACUUUUUAAUCAUGGAAAAUUUUGUAUACCAGAUUUCUCUUGUGUGUGUAUGUGUGUGUGUAUGUGUGCGCGUGCAUGAAUGUUUUCAUUUCAACCCUGAGUGAGGGUGUUGCAAUGGUGCUUUCAGAACAACUAUUUCUAAAAAUUAGAUGCAAUAUCCCUCUGUGAAUAAUAAUAUACGUAUUGAGGACUUAAUGAACAGGAACAAAUCAGGUCAUAGGAUUUAUAGCAUUCUCAAAAGCAAGACAAUCAAACUGUCAAACACAGCCUCAUGUAAACCAACAUAUAACUGUACCAAUAUUUUUAUGCAGUUCACCAUCAACAAAUGUUUAGAUCUUCAUUGUCAGUAAUUCCACAAUAAAACAGUAUUUUCAGUUUUAAUACUAA